Molecule: messenger RNA, 822 nt
Organism: Helobdella robusta
Lineage: Eukaryota; Metazoa; Annelida; Clitellata; Rhynchobdellida; Glossiphoniidae
Exons: 7
Molecular function (GO): protein binding
Source: RefSeq, a predicted model, not a curated record
AUGACCCUUCCAUCAAAGUUUUUCGUCCCUCGUCAAAGUUGUAGUCCAGAUUUCCGAGUUAGCUUAAAUUUCCGAAAAAUGAGUGGAAAAGAAAUGGAGACUAUGCUUUUAGAAAAUUUUAAAUCCAGUCAUUCUACUCGACACAUGCCAAAAUUAAAAAUCAAGUCCUUGAGAAAUGCAGCACUUAAUGUAAUAAUGUUGACUAGAGAUGAAAUGAUGAGAUUGAAUGCAAGUGACGGGGAUGCUGAAUGCAGAAAAGUGAAAAGUAAAAAAUUAUCCUCCCUCUCUGUCAAGUGGUUCAGAAUGUGCAAAAUAAUGCUGGAGCUGAACCUAUCUGUGUUGCAGUUGAAAGUGGAUGAAAGUGUUGAUGACCUGAAUGGCGACCAGGGUGCCAUGAAGCAGCAUGUUGACAUGAUAAUAGCCCAUAUCUUGUCAUUUCGAUCCGCCAUCCUGUCAUACGAAAGUGUCACACAACUUGGCACCGAAUGUAUGAAGACUGGCAAGAUGUUCUACAUGCAAGAUGACCACAUCAACGCUCUCUUCUGGUUUCAGGCGGCUGUAAAAUUUCACAAAAUUGUUUUGAGGAACAAACUAGAUGUGGGGGUUGCUAAAAAUGAUUCUCAGUUUUGGACCUGCUAUGAUUACUUGGCAGACAGCCAGCGACAACUUGAUUUGAAAUCAGACGCAUACAACACAGUUGCUGAAGGGCUCCUCUUGAAUGCCUCUUCUGUGAAGCAAGCCAGUUGGAGGUGGCUCAAAAUUACUUUGGAUGUUAUCGACGCUGGCAAACAACCGAAAUAUUUCACAUUAGCUUCCAAGUUG